AUGCUCCCCACCGUCGUAUUCUUGCUUGGCCCUUUGCGCGACGCGUCUCGCCCUUGCUCGACAGGGAUUAUCGAUUACCACCGCAGAACUGGCUCGAUACCCAAACCCUUCGCCGAACCAGCGUUGGAAAUGCCGGCGUUCCCAGCCAGCACUCUAGACGGCCCAUCAAGUGCCCGCAAUUCGUGGGUAAGCUUCUUGGGCAGUCACCGCUUCCCCAGCAACCGCUCCUCCGUGCUUUCAACCGCGUCCUCCAACAUUAGCGCGACCACAGGGUCGACGCGUGAAGUCCGCCAGACGUUUGAUCCCGUUCUUCCCGACGAAUUGCUUAUUAGCGUAAACGAACAACUGACGGUCGUCCAGUCCUUUGAUAAUGGGUGGUGCGUGGUCGGUCGCGAGAACAAGUCUCUAUUCGCCACCGCCAAAUCCCUCUUCAAAUCAGCUCCAGCUGCGGAGGCUGAAACUUGA
Messenger RNA from Psilocybe cubensis, 465 nucleotides. RefSeq lists its product as uncharacterized. Bases 1 to 465 code for a protein of 154 amino acids. NCBI's taxonomy places the organism in Eukaryota, Fungi, Basidiomycota, Agaricomycetes, Agaricales, Agrocybaceae. The record is from RefSeq and is a predicted model, not a curated record. The transcript has a single exon.